Trachymyrmex septentrionalis is the source of this 3632-nucleotide messenger RNA. RefSeq names its product protein patched (gene ptc). The transcript is spliced from 10 exons. Lineage: Eukaryota; Metazoa; Arthropoda; Insecta; Hymenoptera; Formicidae. Gene Ontology annotation, cellular component: plasma membrane. Gene Ontology annotation, molecular function: smoothened binding; hedgehog receptor activity; hedgehog family protein binding. Bases 158 to 3565 code for a protein of 1135 amino acids. Gene Ontology annotation, biological process: smoothened signaling pathway. The record is from RefSeq and is a predicted model, not a curated record.
UGGAAGGUUACAAAAAGAGCUUACCUAUGCAUCGGAAGUUCUCGGCGAGGCAGCCGCCUCGACGCACCAGCUCGUCAUCCAAACGCCGAGGCAUUCCGGGGCGAAUAUCCUUCAUCCGGCCGCGCUCAGGGAACAUUUGGUGGUGCUGGAGGCUGCGAUGAAUGUGGAGGUGCACCUGUUCGAUAUCACGUGGAAGCUGAAGGACUUGUGUUACGCGCCGAGCAUACCCAACUUCGACAUGCACUACAUCGACCAGAUCUUCGAAAGUAUUAUUCCUUGCGCCAUCAUCACACCACUUGAUUGUUUCUGGGAAGGUAGUAAACUUUUGGGUCCAGAGUUUCCUGUUCAUGUACCUGGUGUGAAAAGUAACAAGCGCGUCAAGUGGACGAAUCUGAAUCCUUCCACAUUGUUGGACGAGAUAAAGAGUUUGCUGGUCUCUUUUCCCUUUAAAACACUCGAGGACUAUAUGAAGAGGGCCGGGAUAACGAACGGUUAUCAGAGCAAGCCUUGUCUGAAUCCAGCGGAUCCAGAAUGCCCGGAAACCGCACCUAACAAACAAUCCCAACAGGUACCUGAUGUAGGAGUCGAAUUGUCAGGUGGUUGCUAUGGAUUCGCUGCUAAAUACAUGCACUGGCCGGAAGAGCUGGUGGUCGGCGGCGCCAAGCACAACAAGACGGGCCACUUGACUCGCGCGGCCGCGCUACAGACUGUGGUGCAGCUGAUGGGCGAACGCGAGCUGUACGAUUUCUUGGUGAACACCUACAGGGUCCAUCAUAUCGAUUGGACGCAGGAGAAGGCGGCUAAAGUUCUAGAGACCUGGCAAAGAGUAUUCAGUAAUGAAGUGAAGAAGUUGAUGGAGGUCAACGGAUCGGCACCGUACAAUCUGUACGCUUUCAGUACGACAACCAUGAAUGACAUCCUUGGGAAGUACAGCGAGGUGUCCGUCAUGAAGAUCGCAAUUGGUUGCGUGCUUAUGUUGCUGUAUGCUGGUGUAGCUCUCUUUCGUUGGAAAGAUCCAGUGCGUUCACAGUCCGGCGUAGGAAUGGCUGGCGUAAUGUUAAUUUGCGCCACAGUAGCCGCAGGAUUGGGUUUCUGCGCUCUUUUGGGGAUCCCAUUUAAUGCUACCACGACGCAAAUAGUGCCAUUUCUUGCCCUCGGUCUGGGCGUACAUGACAUGUUCCUGUUAACGCAUACGUAUGCCGAACUGUCGGUAAACGAAGUGCCCAGCAGUGAGCAAACGGGAGUCGUUCUCAAGCGAACUGGCUUGUCGGUGCUGCUGACAGGUCUGACCAACGUUAUUGCCUUCUUCGCAGCGUCGAUAAUCCCGAUCCCGGCUCUCCGAACGUUCUGCAUGCAAGCCGGUAUUGUGCUAUUGUUCAAUUUGGCCGCCAUGCUGCUGAUAUUUCCCGCGAUGGUCAGUCUAGAUCUACGACGUAGACGUUCUGGUAGGAAAGAUAUUCUCUGCUGCUGCUUACCGGCGUCACCCAAUCUCGGAAAGAAUAGGUACUCCGUAAAGACCAACGGCACGGCCAAGCAAACGGUCACCAGGGCGAUACCACCUGAGAGACGAGAAACUUGCACACAGAUCUUAACUACGCAGAAUACACAGAAUGAAUCUUGGAUAGGUGGAAAUGUUAUCGACGCGGAACUGGACAAACAGUGCACUGAAGAAGACGCGCUGACCGGCUGUUCGCAAGAUGAUUGUCUGAGCUUUUCCUUGACGCAGCUUGCAUCUCGGCAUUACGCACCCUUCAUCAGUCGAACGGCUACCAAAGUGUUUGGCGUGAUAAUUCUGGUCGCCGUGCUAGUUGGUAGCAUAUGGGAGGCGGUAUCCCUACGUGAUGGCCUGGAUUUGACUGAUUUAGUGCCGCAGAACUCGAAUGAGCAUGCAUUUCUGUCUGCCCAGGCAAAAUAUUUCGGUUUCUACAACAUGUACGCAGUCACCGGUCGAGAUUUUGAAUAUCCGAAUAAUCAACAAUUGUUGUUCGAUUAUCAUGAUAGUUUUAUGCGGAUCAAGAAUGUUAUCAAGAACGACAAUGGUGGUUUACCUGAGUUCUGGCUUAGUUUGUUCCGCGACUGGCUAAGUGGUUUACAGGCCGCGUUUGACAAGGACUAUGAAAACGGCUGCAUCACUCAGGAAAGAUGGUUCCCGAACGCGAGCGACGAAGCAAUCCUAGCAUAUAAGUUACUCGUGCAGACCGGUCAUGUGGACAAUCCGAUCGAUAAGACGUUGAUUACUUCUGUACGACUGGUUGAGGGUAAUGCCAUUAAUCCACGUGCUUUUUACAACUACUUGAGUGCAUGGGCAUCCAACGACGCGCUUGCUUACGGUGCUUCACAGGCAAAUUUGAGGCCUGAACCACGUCAAUGGAUCUACGUUAAUGACCAUGAGCUCAAGAUUCCUAAGAGCAUGCCGCUUACGUACGCGCAGAUGCCGUUUUACUUGCACAGGCUCACGAAUACGCAAGAUAUCACAGAAUUGAUCAGUAGCGUCCGGGAACUGUGCAAAAAAUUUGAAGAACGUGGUUUGCCGAAUUUUCCGUCCGGUAUAUUGUUCCUCUUCUGGGAACAGUACAUGAAUUUGAGAACCUCUAUGUGUAUCGCCCUUGUAGCUGCAUUGGGUGUAAGCAUCUUAGUGGUCGGAUUCCUAUUGUUGAAUAUAUGGGCUGCUGUGCUGGUUGGUUUCUUUCUUCUCGUUGUUAUUGCUGAAUUACUAGGCGUUAUGAGUCUGUUCAACAUCAAGUUGAGCGCAGUACCUGCCGUACUGCUAGUGGUUAGUGUGGGCAUAGCUGUUCAUUUCACGGUGCACAUUUGCCUGAGUUUUGUCACCAGUGUGGGUAGCAGAAAUCGCAGGAUGCGUUUAGCUUUGGAACAUAUGUUCGCUCCGGUUGUCCAUAGUGCAUUCACUACGCUACUCGCCGUGGUGAUGCUCGCUUUCUCGGAGUUCAAUUUCAUAGUCAAUUAUUUUUUCCUUGUAUUACUCAGUGUGAUCGGUAUCAGUCUUGUGAAUGGCAUCUUUUUCUUCCCUAUUCUAUUGUCCCUUAUCGGUCCGAAGGCGGAAGUAAUUCCGAACGAUCAUCCGGAUCGUAUAUCCACGCCGACGCCGCCGGCAUCGCCCGUCGUGAGAAGAUCCAAGCCGCCCACACCACCGAGGAGAUCUCACAAAAUCGAUAAUGCUCGACUGCAUGCUGAACCAUCGCUCACAACCAUCAGUGAAGAACCCAACUCGUGGCACAGCACGCAGGAAUCCUGUAUUAUUGUUCAACCGGAACUCAAGGUGGAGACCACGUCCACAUGUGGUAAUCAGAACUGUAGCGGAUCGGAUACGAGUGGGUCUAGUCGAACGUCGCCGAUUCCGCCCACAUCACACAUCACCACUAAGGUCACCGCAACGGCGAACAUUAAGGUCGAAGUUCAUACACCGUUAACUAGUGGAAUGGAUCGUAGUGAAAAAUGCCGGCACUCGGGCAGCAAUAGUCGAAGGAGCUCGCGCUGCAAUACGAACGUUAAUGCUGGGGAGUCUUCCGGUUCCGAGCCAGAUUCAGACUCUAACGCAAAACAUUAAUAACAACCGGGGGGACCGGCAGCUACUGCUCAAGUACCACGCAAAGCGGGAAAACACAGAAGGCUGA